Messenger RNA from Strongylocentrotus purpuratus (purple sea urchin), 1964 nucleotides. RefSeq names its product phytanoyl-CoA dioxygenase, peroxisomal-like. The coding region runs from base 61 to 1080 and encodes 339 amino acids. NCBI's taxonomy places the organism in Eukaryota, Metazoa, Echinodermata, Echinoidea, Camarodonta, Strongylocentrotidae. The record is from RefSeq and is a predicted model, not a curated record. Gene Ontology annotation, biological process: fatty acid alpha-oxidation. The transcript is spliced from 8 exons. Gene Ontology annotation, molecular function: phytanoyl-CoA dioxygenase activity.
GCUAUUCGUACUGCACACUACUACAGCCGGUUAAGGUUGCAUUGUCAUUGAUCUAGAAAAAUGGAAUCAGACACAGGACCCAGUGAGGCGCUGAGACGUCUGAACGUCUUUAAUCGUCAUUUUGCUCCUUUGAUUCAACAGCAAGUUUCUUCUGAUUCAUUAUCACCAUCACUUCAAGCAGGACUGUCCAAUGAGAUUCAGUAUGUCGUGAAGAACAGUAUUCUUACAGCGGAACAAGAGCGAUCGUACCAGGAGAAUGGCUUCUUGGUUAUUCCCAAUCUUGUACCUCAUCACAAAAUCGAUGCAUACAGGGAGGAGUUUGAGCUUAUCUGUGAAGGGAAGAAUAGACAGCGCUCUGCCGGUAUGACUAUCAUGAAGGAUGUUGCCCUUAAAACAUUGAGUGGUGAAAGAGCAAUCAAUAAACUCCAAGACUUUCAAGACAAUGAAGUCCUAUUCUCCUACUGCAGCUCGCCAGAGCUAUUGCAAUAUGUAGAGUGCUUCACUGGACCUGAUGCAAUGGCAAUGCAUACAAUGCUUAUCAACAAACCUCCUGAUCCAGGAAGCAAGACCUCUCGGCAUCCCAUGCAUCAGGAUCUACACUACUUCCCAUUCCGACCAGCUAAGAGCAUUGUGUGUUCCUGGACAGCUAUGGAGAAAGUACACAGACAAAACGGCUGUCUUGUGGUGAUUCCAGGCUCACAUAAGGGACAGUUAAUGCGUCAUGAUUAUCCUAAAUGGGAGGGAGGUGUGAACAAGAUGUACCAUGGAAUAAUGGACUUUGAUGCAUCUGCUCCCAGAGUUCAUCUUGAGAUGGAGAAAGGAGAUACAGUCUUCUUCCAUCCCCUCUUGCUUCAUGGAUCUGGAACUAAUAAAACAAGUGGAUUUAGGAAGGCAAUCUCCUGCCAUUAUGCCUCUUCUAAUUGCCACUACAUCGAUGUUGCCGGGACAACACAAGCUAAUAUGGCAAAUGAAAUCACUGAUGUUGCUAAGAGGAAACUUGGAGAAGAUGUUGAAGUCAACAUCAAGGACAUAUGGUACAUGAAAGGAAGACUUGUGAAAGGAGAGCGUAUCACCUUGUGAGACUCAUCACCUAUAAAGGUUUUUUCAUCAAGAUUUAACUUUAAUGACACGACAGGUAAUCUUCGGUUCCGGUAACGACAAAUACUAAAUCAAAACGAAACUUGUAUUGAAACUUGGAGAAUAGUAUGUGCUUAAGAAUUUUUUUUUAAAGAUAUGUAUGAUAGGUGAGAAAUAGAGCAAUAGAUUAUGAUGAAAUGUAACAUACUGCUAUUUUGUAUUUAUCGGCGAUAGCAAGAAUUCAAAAUAACUUAAACAACAUGUUCUUGAAGUGGAAUUCCAUAACCAGAUUAUGAGCUUAGGGGUUUUCAGGUUAAAUAUAAUCAGUAUUCAAGGCUUCCUCGUGUAAAUUGUGAGAUGAUAGGAGUAUGGAUCUACUCAUCUGUUUAUCAUCUAGAUUCAAACUUCAAGACCAAAGAGAGAAUAUAGAUUUGUUUUUCUUGGUUUGAUCAAUGUGUACUGUAAAAAGGGCUGUAAGACAAUUAAUAGUCACUAAAUUUCGCUUCACAUUUAAAUCUAAAAGUUUCUAUUAAUUUUCUUUUGUUUUCAGUUUUACAGUUAUUAAGCCUCUAUAUCUUGUUAUCUACUAUAUUUGCAUUUUUGCCUGAUAAUAUAAUUAAGAUACUUAGUUGAAAUUCAAUUCUUUAUAGUUUUUGUAACAACAUAUACCGGUAAUACUUACAAAUGAAUGAGAUAAAUUGAUUUAUUUUUGUGAAAGUCAUAAGUUUUACUGUAAAAUCAGAAAUUUUUGCUGAUUAUUUAACAUUACCUAUUUUUGCAUCAAUGAACUCUAGUGAGUUGUAAAAGUUCAGGAUUGUGAUUCAUCUUCAUCAAGCUAGGUAUGUAUAAGGUAAGAGUAGAGCUUCACACACUAUGUCACAACAAAA